AUGUUUUCUAAUCUUGUUAAACGCUUUCCUUCUACUCUACGUCAAUGUCGAUUUUCGUCAUCAUUUUCAACGAAAUUUUCCUAUCGACAACAAUUAGUAUCUGACUUAUCGAACGCAAAUCUCGUAGAUACACCGGUAUCUCUUCAUGGUUGGUUACAAUAUCGCCGUUUGAAUUCUUUCGGUGUUCUUCGUGAUCAUUCGGGUUCGAUACAAUUUAUUCUUCCAUCAACAAUGAAACAAGAACGACAAACAUUAAAACAAACACCUGUUGAAUCUUGUGUACAUAUCAAAGGAAUAUUGAAGAAACGUCCGGACAAAGAUAUCAAUUCCGAUGUAUCAUUAGGUCACAUCGAAGUACAUGUCACUGAUUUCCAAGUGAUAAAUUCUUGUUUACCACAAUUACCCAUUGAUUUAUCAAAAUAUCAUGAGUCCGAUGAAAAAGCACGUUUAAUUUAUCGCUAUUUAGACUUUCGUCGUGAUAUCAUGCAAGAACGGAUUCGUUUUCGUUCGUCAUUCAUUGCGAAAGUUCGAGAUUUUUUGUUAAAACACUCCUUUGUUGACAUUGAAACUCCAUCGUUAUUUCGCCGCACACCUGGUGGUGCACGGGAAUUUUUAGUUCCGACGCAUUUAGAACAUGGAGGAUUAUUUUAUGCUUUAACACAAAGCCCACAGCAGUUUAAACAAUUGUUAAUGAUGGGAGGCUUCGAUCGAUACUUUCAAAUCGCCAAAUGCUUUCGAGAUGAAUCAGGACGUCGAGAUCGUCAACCUGAAUUCACUCAAAUCGAUUUAGAACUAAGUUUUGUUUCUCGUGAAAAUAUCUUUUCAUUAAUUGAAGAACUUCUGGCACACAGUUGGCCUGAUCGACUCGGCAACAUUCCAUUUCCUCGUUUAACCUACGCAGAAUGUAUGUCACGGUAUGGAACAGACAAACCAGAUACACGUUUUGCAUUAGAAAUUGAACAUUCAUCGGAUAAAGUUUCGAUCACUAGUCCCAUUUCGUUAAAUAAUUUGCAAGAUUUCUUGACUGAUAAUAUUCAAUAUGACGAAAAGACUCGACAAUUUUCGGUGAAUAAAAGCAACAAUGAAGAAGACGAUUUAAUUAAAAUGGGAAAUUUUCGUUUGAAAUUAGCUGAUUUACUAGAAAGCCAAUAUGAUAUAAAAUUACGACAAAAACGUCAAUGGAAUUUUGUUUGGAUUACUGAUUUCCCUUUAUUUACACCGAUGACAGAAGAUCGUACGAAAUUCGAAUCAACUCAUCAUCCAUUUACUGCACCUGUUGAUGAGCAUUUAUCGUUGUUAUCAUCCAAAAAAGAUUGGUCACGCAUUACUGGUCAACAUUAUGACCUUGUUUUGAAUGGUUUUGAAGUCGGUGGUGGUUCAAUUCGAAUUCACAAUUCGAAACUACAACGUUUCAUUCUCAAUGAUGUUCUUCAUCUACCUGUUGAACAUUUAGAACAUCUUCUAGAAGCUUUGGAAUAUGGUGCACCACCUCAUGGUGGAAUCGCUUUGGGAUUAGAUCGUUUACUUGCAUUAGUUUUAGAAACUGAACAUAUUCGAGAUGUGAUCGCAUUUCCGAAAACAAGUCUAGGAAAAGAUCUUAUGUCUCAAGCACCAAGUGCAGUUGAACAAUCAGAAUUAGAUUAUUAUUAUCUAAAGAUAAACAAAAAAAUAGAUUGA
Messenger RNA from Adineta ricciae, 1677 nucleotides. The record is from the annotation of a GenBank genome assembly. NCBI's taxonomy places the organism in Eukaryota, Metazoa, Rotifera, Eurotatoria, Adinetida, Adinetidae.